Messenger RNA from Leptosia nina, 1500 nucleotides. NCBI's taxonomy places the organism in Eukaryota, Metazoa, Arthropoda, Insecta, Lepidoptera, Pieridae. The record is from the annotation of a GenBank genome assembly.
AUGACCAUGGAUAAGCCGACGAUGCAUAUGCUCUCCGUUCAGGAGAAAGGGGGAGAAACGAGGAAGGCGAACCAGUAUCUGGCAGCUGUUGCUGCUGCUAUUGGCGCUGUGGCCGCUGGUACUAUCCUGGGAUGGACGUCACCAGCCUUACCCCAACUGGAACCUCCGAAAAACAUGAGUGAAUUCGCUCCAGAGAGAGACAUCUUCGAGUUAAACACGACAUCAAAUGUGACCGAAAUUUUAAUCAACUCUUUAGGACAACAGACUGAUCUUCUCUUGGACACUAAAGAAAGUUCUUUAGUAUCAUCAGUGCUGGCGAUAGGAGCUGCCAUCAGCGCCCUGCCGAUUGGUGUCUUUGCACAGCAGUACGGUAGACGACCCACCAUCCUCAUAUUGGCUGUACCGUUUAUAUUGAGCUGGCUCCUCACGAUAUUCGCUAAUGGCGCUGGUAUGCUGAUCGCUGCUCGGUUCUUCGCUGGUCUUGCUACUGGUGGUAUCUGCGUAGCAGCACCCAUGUAUAUCGGUGAAAUAGCAGAGACUUCGAUCCGCGGGUCUCUCGGCGCCUUUUUCCAGCUAUUCUUGACUGUUGGGAUUCUGUUCACCUUCGUGGUUGGAGGCUGGACGCAUUGGAGAACCCUCUCUAUUAUAUCUGCUGCUAUACCGGUUUUGCUUAUUGUUGUGUUUUGGUGGAUGCCCGAGACUCCUCAGUAUUUGCUGGGAAAGAACAGACGGCGCGAUGCUGAGAAGGCGCUUAGGUGGCUCAGAGGACCGGACGCUGACCUCACCACUGAACUUGAAGAUAUGCAGAAGGAGGUGGACAACGCAUCUCGCCUCCAAGGUGGUAUCCUGCAUAUGCUGACAAACCGCGCGCCCCUCAUGGCCUUCAUCUGUUCCCUUGGCCUGAUGUUUUUCCAACAGUUCAGCGGAAUUAACGCGGUCAUUUUCUACACCAACCAGAUCUUCGCUUCAGCUGGAUCAGAUAUCCCAGCUGUCAUCGCCACCAUCAUAGUCGGUGUUGUCCAGACAAUCGCUACCUACAUUUCUUCUCUGCUGAUCGAGAGGGCUGGCCGUAGGAUACUCCUCCUCCAGAGCUGCAUCAUAAUGGGACUCUGUCUUAUCAUCCUGGGUACAUACUUCAAAUUGCAGGAGGACGGAGCUAACGUUUCUUCUGUGGGUUGGAUCCCCCUGGUCUGCUUGGUUCUCUUUAUUAUCUCUUUCUCUCUAGGCUUCGGUCCCAUACCUUGGAUGAUGAUGUCUGAGCUAUUCCCUGUCGAGUUUCGAGGUACGGCAUCUGGCAUUACUGUGAUCACCAACUGGAUGUUGGUCUUCAUAGUAACCCUGUGCUUUCCCUUGAUGAAGGACGCGAUAGGGAUCUAUAGUUGUUUCUGGUUCUUCGCGGGUUUCAUGAUUGUCUGUGUUUUCUUCGUCUUCUUCUUGAUACCCGAGACUAAAGGGAAGACCGUCUCGCAGAUACAGACUAUACUCGGUGGAAAAGCAUAG